GCUUACGUAUAUCAUUCGAGUUCUUCCGAGUGUGCUGCCUUCCUCUCGAAUUAUGAUACUGAGAAUGUUGUAAAAGUGUUUUUCAAUAACCGGCACUAUAAACUGCAUCCUAAGUCCAUCAGCAUCCUCGCAAACUGCCAGGAUGUGAUUUUCAAUACAGCCGUGGUUGGGGUUCAAACAUCACAUAUGAGAAUGAUCUCCUCAGGCAUUGAGUUUUCCGGAUGGGAAUCAUUUAACGAAGAUUUAACUUCUUCGGAUGGCAGCUCAACUUUCACAGCCAGAGGCCUCAUGGAACAAAUAGAUGUCACUAACGACUAUACUGAUUAUCUUUGGUACACAACCAA
This is a messenger RNA of Striga hermonthica, 344 nucleotides long. NCBI's taxonomy places the organism in Eukaryota, Viridiplantae, Streptophyta, Magnoliopsida, Lamiales, Orobanchaceae. The record is from the annotation of a GenBank genome assembly.